UACACAAUGCUAGACCUGCUAGUCUGAAGCUGCUAGUCUGACGCUCUAAUUGCUCAACAUCUACACAUCUGCCAUGGAUAAAACUAAUGAUCAGAAGAAAAUAUUAAUUGUUGGAGGAGGCUUGGUUGGCAGCUUAAAUGCAUGCUUCUUUGCAAAAAAGGGAUUCCAAGUGGAUCUUUAUGAAGCAAGAGAAGAUAUAAGAACUGCCAAAGUUGUGAGUGGGAGAAGUAUCAAUCUGGCACUUUCACACAGAGGACGCCAAGCUCUCAAAGCUGUUGGGGUGGAAGAAAAGAUUGUAGCCAAGGGCAUUCCAAUGUUUGCAAGGAUGAUUCAUACCCGUAAUGGCAAAAAAUAUUCUAUACCAUAUGGGAAGCAACACCAGUAUAUCCUGUCAGUUGAUCGAGCGAAUCUGAACAAAGAAUUGCUUGAUGCUGCUGAAAAAUAUCCAAAUGUAAAGACACAUUUUGAGCACAAAUUAAAUGACUACAACGUUGAGUCUGGCACACUGGUUUUUAAUGGGAGCUUAAAAAAUAGAAUGCACACAAAAGCAGAUUUGAUUGUCGGAUGUGAUGGUGCUUUCUCUGUUGUACGAAAGCAAUUUAUGAAAAAGACACGCUUCAAUUACAGUCAUGUAUAUAUUCCUCAUGGAUAUAAAGAAUUAAGCAUUAUACCAAAAAAUGGAGAGUUUGCUAUGGAGCCUAACUACUUGCACAUAUGGCCAAGAAAUACAUUUAUGAUGAUUGCACUUCCUAAUUUGGAUAAAACCUUUACUUGUACUCUUUUCAUGCCAUUUGAAGACUUUGAAAAGCUACGUACAGAGGACCAAGUGCUACAUUUCUUCAAGACAUAUUUCCCGGACUCUGUGGAUUUAAUUGGAGAGGACAAGCUGAAAACAGAUUUUUUCUUGCUGCCAUCGCAAGCUUUGAUAUCGGUAAAGUGCUCAUCAUUUUGCUUGGAUAGUAAAUGUGUUCUAAUGGGAGAUGCAGCUCAUGCAAUGGUGCCAUUUUAUGGACAAGGAAUGAACGCUGGCUUUGAAGAUUGCCUUGUAUUUUCUGAUUUAAUGGAGCAGUACAACAAUCAUUUUGAAAUCUGUGUUCCUGAGUUUUCCAGACUCAGGGUGCCAGAUGCCCAUGCAAUUUCUGAUUUGGCUAUGUACAACUACAAAGAGAUGCGUGCUCAUGUAAAUUCAAACUGGUUCCUUUUUCGAAAAUAUUUGGACAAUUUUCUUCAUACCUUAAUGCCUUCUACUUUUGUUCCUCUUUACUCAAUGGUAACUUUCAGCAGCAUACGAUAUCAUGAAGUGAUUUUGCGCUGGAAGUGGCAAAAUAAGGUUGUAAUUAAUGCUUGCCAUAUCAGGUAUUGCAUUAACAUUUGGAGGUUCUUAUCUGCUAAAGAAACAUCUGCCUCAUUUGGUUAAGAAGGAAAGUUUCACACAACUGGCUACACACUUAUCUAGGUCUGGAACUUCUUCUUUAA
Molecule: messenger RNA, 1476 nt
Organism: Nanorana parkeri
Lineage: Eukaryota; Metazoa; Chordata; Amphibia; Anura; Dicroglossidae
Gene: KMO
Product: kynurenine 3-monooxygenase
Exons: 17
Coding region: 74-1417 (447 amino acids)
Biological process (GO): quinolinate biosynthetic process; L-tryptophan catabolic process; NAD+ metabolic process
Cellular component (GO): mitochondrial outer membrane
Molecular function (GO): FAD binding; NAD(P)H oxidase H2O2-forming activity; kynurenine 3-monooxygenase activity
Source: RefSeq, a predicted model, not a curated record